Molecule: messenger RNA, 2228 nt
Organism: [Candida] anglica
Lineage: Eukaryota; Fungi; Ascomycota; Pichiomycetes; Serinales; Debaryomycetaceae
Source: the annotation of a GenBank genome assembly
CAAAUACUAUUGAUUGAAUCAUGGGACAUUACGUCACGCUUGCCACGUGUAACCUCAACCAAUGGGCACUUGAUUUCGAAGGAAACCGUGAUAGAAUUAUUGCUUCCAUUGUGGAAGCAAAACGCCAAGGUGCAAGCUUAAGAGUUGGCCCGGAAUUGGAGAUUUGUGGUUAUGGAUGUCUUGACCAUUUUUCGGAAAAUGACCUCUAUGAUCACCUGUGGGAGAUGUACGCCCAGAUCUUGGAGGACAGUCGCACCCAGGGUAUCCUUCUCGAUGUCGGGAUGCCCAUCAUCCACAAAACCAUCAAGUACAAUUGUCGGAUCAUUUCUUAUGAUGGUAAAAUUCUUUUAAUUCGUCCAAAGUUACAUCUUGCCAACGAUGGGAAUUACCGUGAAAUGAGAUAUUUCACUCCUUGGAACAGACCAAAGUACCAUGAAACCCACAUGCUUCCAAAGUUGUUACGGGAAAUCACUGGUCAACAUUCGGUUCCCUUUGGUGAUUGUAUCAUUGAAACCUUGGAUACUACAUUUGGAGCAGAAACCUGCGAGGAAUUGUUUACACCACAAUCACCACAUAUUGCUAUGGCUUUAGAUGGGGUUGAAAUAUUCACCAAUUCCUCUGGAUCUCACCAUGAACUCCGGAAGUUGGACACUCGUUUGGAGCUCAUAACCGAGGCCACCAAGAAAUGUGGAGGGGUUUACUUGUAUCUGAAUCAAAAGGGAUGUGACGGGGAUAGAUUAUACUAUGAUGGGUGUGCUUGUAUUGUAGUUAACGGUGAAAUGGUUGCACAAGCAUCUCAAUUCCUGCUUGCCGACGUUGAGGUUAUUUCUGCAACCAUUGAUUUGGACGAUGUUAGAGCCUAUAGAAGUCAGAAGCUGGCUCAAUUACAAGCAGUACAACAAUUAGAACUGUACCACCGUAUUUCUGCAGACAUUGAAUUGGUUGCUAGUGGUCAUACUUUUGAUCCAACCUUGAAACCUUCAACAGUCCAGCCGAUCCGUUACCAUUUACCGGAAGAAGAGAUUGCUCUUGGACCAGCAUGUUGGUUAUGGGAUUACCUUAGAAGAUCAAAAUGUGCUGGAUACUUCCUCCCUUUGAGUGGAGGAAUAGAUUCCUGUGCCACUGCCGUCUUGGUUCAUCUGAUGUGUAGGUUGGUCGUAGAAGCAUGUGAAAACGGUGAUAAGCAAGUCAUUUCCGAUGUGCAAGCUAUGUGUCAUCAAGAAUCUGAUUGGAUUCCUGAAAAUCCACAAGCUAUUGCCAAACAUAUCUUCUAUUCUUCAUUCAUGGGAACUGAAAACUCUUCCAAGGAAACUAGAUCAAGAGCCAAGGAACUUGCCGCAGAAAUUGGUUCUUAUCAUAUUGACAUGAAUAUGGAUACAUUGGUUACAUCUGUUGUUUCUGUAUUUGAAGUUGCCACCGGGAAGAAGCCAAUUUUCAAGAUUUUUGGUGGUUCAAUUACUGAAAACUUGGCACUUCAAAACAUUCAAGCAAGAUUGAGAAUGGUGUUGAGUUAUCUUUUUGCUCAAUUAUUGCCCUGGACGCGUCAAAAGCAAGGUGGAUUGCUUGUUCUUGGUAGUGCCAAUGUUGAUGAAUGUCUUCGUGGUUACUUGACUAAGUAUGACUGUUCCAGUGCUGAUAUUAACCCAAUUGGAGGUAUUUCCAAGACUGACUUGAAAAAGUUCAUUGGAUGGGCUUCGGUCAAUUUUAAAAUGCCAAUUUUAGAUGACUUCCUUAAUGCCACUCCAACUGCUGAAUUAGAACCAAUCACCGAGAAUUACGUUCAAAGUGAUGAAAUCGAUAUGGGAAUGACUUAUGAUGAGCUCAGUAGAUUUGGUAGAUUAAGAAAAGUUGAGAAAUGUGGACCAUUGGCUAUGUUCAUCAAAUUGUAUCACGAAUGGUCACAACCUCCACUCAACCUUACCGCUGAACAGGUUGCCGAAAAGGUGAAGCGAUUUUGGUUCUUUUAUGCUAUCAACAGACACAAAAUGACUACUAUGACACCAGCAUACCAUGCGGAACAAUACUCUCCUGAUGAUAAUAGAUUUGAUUUAAGACCAUUCUUAAUCAACCCAAGAUUCCCAUGGGCAAGCAAGAAGAUUGAUGAAGUUGUAGAGGCAAUCACCAAAAGGGAAAAGGAGAUUGAAGCUUCCAAUUUAAGCGUAGAAUAGAGGGUAGAUUUGUGGUAUAUAUUUAUAUGUAUAUGUAUAUAUGUUUUAUAAAUGAUGUUA